CUUGAUAGUGCUGCACAGAUUGGCUAAAAUGAGAGACGCCACUUCAGAUUCAAGCAUGGAGCCUUUGAUCAAUUCGAGGAAUCCUGAUGUGAUCGCGGGAAACAAAAUAAAAAAGACAAACUGGAGAUCAAGACCGCUUUUCAAGACCUUCCCUUUGAGAGAAUAUUCCAUGAUGCAGAGAAAAUCAGACAGGCCAACUUCUGAAGAGUUGAGUCAAUGGGCAGAGUCUCUGGACAAUUUGCUCAGCAGUAAAUGUGGAAUUACUGCUUUUCGAGUCUUUAUGAAGUCUGAAUACUGCGAGGAGAAUGUCGAGUUUUGGGUGGCCUGCGAAGAGUUUCGAAAGAUCAAUUCAAGAGCGAAACGCAGAUCCCGUGCGAAACGAAUAUACGAAGAAUUUGUCAGGGAAGAUUCACCGAAGGAGAUUAACUUGGACUUUCACACAAAGGAGUCUGUCCUCCAAUGCCUUCUUUUCCCAUCACGGUCCAGUUUAAAAGCAGCCCAAAAUAGAGUUUACUUCCUGAUGGAGCACAACUCGUACCCUCGGUUCCUGGAGUCUGAACUUUACCAUGAACUAUGUAAAUUUGUCGAAGUAGAGAGAUAAUAUUAUCUUUAUAGAGUCUUCAUUGAACUUAAGAAUCGGUCAGUUCAGUUUAGAAUGGUGUGCAUGUAAAUAUUCAGGAGAGGUGUUCUGAGCAAUCGGGUGGUUGUAGUUUUACUGAGUGGUCAUUUCAAUGUAUUUAUAAUAUUUUGCAUAUUUUGCACAGAUUUGUAAUUUGUUAUUAAGGUGUCAACAUAAACUGUCUUUUAUAUCA
Molecule: messenger RNA, 812 nt
Organism: Myxocyprinus asiaticus (Chinese sucker)
Lineage: Eukaryota; Metazoa; Chordata; Actinopteri; Cypriniformes; Catostomidae
Product: regulator of G-protein signaling 2-like
Exons: 5
Coding region: 29-601 (190 amino acids)
Source: RefSeq, a predicted model, not a curated record